This is a messenger RNA of Funneliformis caledonium, 810 nucleotides long. The record is from the annotation of a GenBank genome assembly. NCBI's taxonomy places the organism in Eukaryota, Fungi, Glomeromycota, Glomeromycetes, Glomerales, Glomeraceae.
AUGUCUGAAAGUGCUAAUGUAAAGCCAUUCGUUUGCAAAUGGGAUACUCAUUCAGAACCACAGCACUUUGAAACCCAGGAGAAACUUAGAAAGCAUAUCGCUGAGCACGACAUCAAUUCUUGCAACAAAUCAUGUUUAAGAGACCCAUUAUAUAUAUGUCCGUGGGAAGGUUGCAAUAAACAACAAAGUGAUAUUAUUAAAUUAGAAGAGCAUUUACGUAGACACACUCAACAAAGACCAUUUAAUUGCCCAAUUUGCAAUGGUUCGCGAUUUGAUUCCCCUGAUACGCUAAUCCGACAUUUGAUUAUCAAACAUAAUGAUUUCGUUUUGGACUCUGACACCGAUGAUUAUACAUUGUAUGAUGAGAAUGAAGAAUUGAAUUUAGGGAAAGUCAAAGAUAAAAACGAUGUUCACGUGAAGAAAGUGGUCAGCAAAGACGAAGCUGCCAUUUUUAUUAAAGAAAACAAUAAAGAUGAAAUCAUACCACUAAGUAAUACCGCAAAAAUAUCUUAUCGUGAUGUUCGAACCAAAGACACAGACGAUUUUAUGACUAAACGUUAUAAACAUGAAAUGGCUUUUUGGGAUUUAUUUAAUAAGGGAAUAGAAGCAAUUUCAUUAUUACCGGAUAGUCAAAUUGAAUAUGAUUCGGAGAAUGAAAACUAUGAUGAUUUAUCCGAUGUGUCACAAGAAGUAUUGUCCGAGUCCGAACAGGACAAACUUAUUUUUGAAACAUUUCGUAAAGUUUAUAAAGAUACAAAGGCUGGUGAAUACUUUGAAAAAGCCUUUGAAAUGUUGGAAAGGGGACCUUGA